AUGCCGACUGUCUGCACGCGCCGCUCUUGGAGGCGCUCCCACUGGCGCGUGCGGCCGCGCUCAAGCCACCAUGGCUUCGCCGAGGCACCAGGGCCGACCGGAAAAGCAACCCACAACGGCACAGCAAGCCGAGCCGUGCCAGCUAGAAAAGGCCCAGAGGCAGCGAGCGUGCCCAGGAUGCUCCAGUUUCAGCGCGACCGGGACGCGGCGGGCGGCGGCGUUGUGCUGCGCAGCGUUGCCGACGCCGCGCUGAACGAUGCGGCGGCGACGCCCGGCCUGCGGCGAGCAGACGCAAAGGCACAUGUCCUGCGUUCCAUCGACCGGCUGCUUUCGGACGAGGCGCGGACUGCGGCCCUCGAGUCGGCGGCCGAUGCUGCCACCGCGGGUGGGCGCUGCAGCGCUCUCGUGCUCGGCGCCGGCUCGCUCCUGCCGGCGCUGCUGCUCGCUCGGCGCGGCGCGGCCGUCUGCGUCGUCGAGGCGAGCCCUCUCCUCGCCGACGUCGUGCGCGCGGCGGCAGUGGAGAACGGCGUCCGCCUCGCCGUCCUCUCCUCCCUCGCCUCGGCCUCCGCCGCCUACCGCCAGCCCGGCGUCUCGCCGCCAACUCUGCUCGUGUCGGAGGCGGUGGACGACGGCCUUCUCGCCGACGGAGUGCUGCCGUCGCUGAGGGCCGCUCGCGCCCUCCUCGCCAGCAGUCGCGGCGGCGGCGGCGACGCAGUGGCGGUGCUGCCUCGCGCCGCGAGCGUCGAGGCGUCGCUGCUGCAGCUCGGCUUCAGCGGCGUGCCUGGCUUCGGGCUCGACGGCGUCGACAUAGACCUGCGCCACUUCGACGCGUUGCGGCCGCGGGGAGUACGGGCGCGGCUGCCGCCCGGCUACUGGCCCGUGAGGCUCAGCGAGUGGAAGCAGCCGCACCGUCGGCUGAGCGACUCUCUCCCUGUCUGCCGGGUGGUCGAGGACGGGCUCCUCAACGCCGUCUGCUACUGGUUCACUCUGGACCUCGGCGGCGGCGGCCAAGUCUCGUCUGCGCCGCCGAAGAGGCGAGACCGGCCGGGCUCGUGGCGUGCCGGCUGGAGGCAGGCGGCGGUCUACCUCGAGGAGCCGCUGCACGUGGUGCGGGGCGAGAGCGUGCGGCUUGCUUGGCGCGUGAGCGACGAGGGCAUCCGCUUCUCGGCUGCGGGCGUGCGCUCGCAGUUUUAUCACGUGCGAAUAAAAAACGCCACACGAUUUUCACUGCAAGAGGCCAACGAGUUUCAGGAGUUCUCCUUCUUCACCCCGGACGUCGGCUCGGACGCGUACGCCAACUUUGGCGACACCAAGAUGAGCAUCACCGUCGGGUCGAGCGGCGUCGACUACUCGGACCCGACGAAGCCGGUCUUCAAGGGCGCGGUUGGCUUCGGCGGCCGCGGCCUCUCCAUCUGGAAAGCGUCCGACGUGUCGGCGUGGGGCAAGCACGGCGUGCUCUUUUUUCGAGCGGCGCCCAGCGGCACUGCGCUCGGUCCCGAGUGCUGCCAAACAGGGCGGCACGCCCGCGUGUGUGUCCUCAUGGCGGCAUCCCUCAGAGAGCCGCCAUGA
Messenger RNA from Emiliania huxleyi CCMP1516, 1569 nucleotides. RefSeq lists its product as hypothetical. Bases 1 to 1569 code for a protein of 522 amino acids. The record is from RefSeq and is a predicted model, not a curated record. Gene Ontology annotation, molecular function: protein-arginine omega-N monomethyltransferase activity. The transcript has 4 exons. NCBI's taxonomy places the organism in Eukaryota, Haptophyta, Isochrysidales, Noelaerhabdaceae. Gene Ontology annotation, biological process: peptidyl-arginine methylation.